AUGAAUAAUUAAUUAGAUUUUUAUCAAUUUCCUAAGCAUAACCCUUCAAAAUUUAAAACAUAUAACGAAACUUAGAAUGGAUUUUAUUUGGAGAAUUCUAACUAAAUUUAUCUUUUAGAUGAUGCUGAAGGAUGGGCUGAUUAUGAUGGAUGCUAUUAUGAUAAAAAUUGUGAACCUGCUGGAUGGGUUUUUGUAAUGAAGAAUGAGUUUAUUAGAUUUGAUAUGAAUUAAGAAUAAGUUAUAAUUGCUUAAAACAAAUACUACCCUUAGACAAUCAUUUAAGAGCAAAAAUAUAAAGAAGAAAUGAAAUAAUAUCAGGACUAAAAAUCAUACUAAAAAAGUUCAAACUAAGAUUUUGAAAAUCCUUAAUAAAAUUCGAAAUAUGAUGAUUAAACUUCAAAUGUUAGAUUUAAUUAAACUUAAGGAAGUUUAAGAGAACAUUAAUAAAUUUUUUAAAAGUUAGUUUAAGAUAAAAAUAUCUAAUUACAUUAGAAUUCCUAUUAAUAAAGAAAUUAUUUCAAGGGAUAUUAAACUGACUAACAAAAAUAGAGAGUUUAAAGUGAAGACUAUCGUAGAGAUCCAAGAUAUCAAUAUAAUCAAGACAUGGAUGAAACUAGACCCGAAUAAAAUAUGUCUAAAAAUAAUUUUGGUUAUCGUAAAAAUCAAAAUAAUGGCUUUAAUUAGAUAUAAAAUAAUUAAGAUUCUUAGACAUAUGCAAAUUAUUAAUCUAGGAAUAACUACAAUAGGUAUUAAGAAUAAAAUUAGAGAAAUUUUAAUAAUAAUUAUAAUAAUAAUUAUAAUAAUAAUAAUCAUAAUCAUAAUAAUAAUCAUAAUCAUAAUAAUAAUCAUAAUAAUAAUUUUAAUAAUUAUAAUAAUAAUAAUAGGAAAAAUUGGUAUUAAUCUAAUAAUAAUGGUGAUAAUAAAAGAGGUUUUGAUUAGUUUUAAUAUUAAAAAUAGCACAAUCAAGUUCAUAAUCCUUUUACAGAAUAACGAUUGGAAUAAAAUUAUUAAAAUGGAAACAAUUAUUAUCAGGAUAAAAGAGAUUAACAUAAUUAGAUUGAUUAUAAAACUUAAUAAUAAAGAAAUUAUAAACAAUAAUCUAAUUAUGGUUAAUAUAAAACUUAAAAUAACAAUUAUAAUGGAAAUUAAGGUUAUUCUAAAAAUUAAAAUAAUAAUUUUAAAACAUAUACUGAAAAUAAUAAUUUUAGAUAAAAUAACAAUAAAUAUAAUAAUUAGAAUGGAGAUUCUAAAUAAUUGAAAGGAAGAGAAGAAUACAGAGGAGAUUUUUAAGAAUAAAAAUAAUAAUAUUAAUAUGUUUUACUUAAGGAUAAUUCUAGCUAAUAAUAUGAAUCUAAUUAAUAAAAUAUUGAAUCAACGACCUAACUAAGAUAGAAUAAGGAUUUUAUUUCAUAAAAAUAAGAAGUUUCUGAAAAAAGAGAGAGAAAAUCAAGAUUGAAUGAGCCAAGAGAAAACUUUUAAUAAAAGGAAUAAUGAUUAUCAUUAUCUGUAUUAUUAAAAUAGCAG
Molecule: messenger RNA, 1524 nt
Organism: Paramecium sonneborni
Lineage: Eukaryota; Ciliophora; Oligohymenophorea; Peniculida; Parameciidae
Source: the annotation of a GenBank genome assembly